Molecule: messenger RNA, 3436 nt
Organism: Beta vulgaris subsp. vulgaris (sugar beet)
Lineage: Eukaryota; Viridiplantae; Streptophyta; Magnoliopsida; Caryophyllales; Amaranthaceae
Product: inactive disease susceptibility protein LOV1-like
Exons: 1
Coding region: 532-3129 (865 amino acids)
Biological process (GO): defense response to other organism
Molecular function (GO): protein binding; ADP binding
Source: RefSeq, a predicted model, not a curated record
UAUUUUAUUCCAAUUUUCAGUCUCUUCUUUCUCUACCACCCUUCGUUCUUCUUUCUCUUCUCAGUUCUCACUGUGCAACAAUGGCAGCCUGCGAAAGUGCAAAGUGCGAACCGUUCUUCUUUGAUUUGCCCAUCACGACUUGAUCUCCUGAGUAAAAGCCCUAACAAAUUAUGAGAAAAUUUCGUGUAAUUCGACCUCAAUUAGCAGAUCUAGGGUUUACAAUUUCAACAAAGUAGGUAAUUUUUCACCCUUUUCUCUGUGUUUCUUUCUUAGUUUUGUCAAAUGGGUGUCCAAUUUCCGACACUUUUCCGAUACGGUUAUCGACGCCCAUUUCCAGGCGUGUCGCGCGUCGUGUCGAGUCGACACGCGACACGCGAGGUUGAAUAGGGUGUCGGAGUAACGUAGGGCAGCAGCAUGUUCUACAAUUCAUCAUUUUUCCAACACCUAAAUCUUUUAUCGUGCCAGUUAACUUUGUGUCUUCUUUUGCCUCAUUGGUGAAAGAGAAAGAAAGUAGGCAGGAUAUUUUGCAGUAUGGCAACUCAAACUCAAACUCAAACUGGAAAUGAGGUUGAUCUGACUGAAAUGCUCCCAAAAGUUGCAGAUAUGAUCUAUGAGGAAUCUCCAUUAAUAGAGGGAUUUGAGGAUCUAUUUAGAUCACUUGAGCCGGGUUUAAGAGCUUUACAAGCUAUACUGAAAGGGUCAGAAGCACAAAGAAGCUCAAAUGUGGAGGAGGUGAAAGUGUUGAUGGGAAAGAUGAAAGAAGUUGUUUUGUCUGCAAAAACCCACAUUGAGGAUUACAUAAUAAAACGAGAACAGCCAAUAAAAAGAGGUCAUCUCAGGAGGUUUGUGCCAUUCAUGAGAAAUGUCAGGGAUCACAAGAGACUCAUCAAACUUUUAAGGUCAAUAGAAGUCCAAAUUCCUGAACUCGUUACACGUGCUCAAGAGCUAGGCAUAACAGCAGUUGCAGACUUGUCAUUUGGGAUUCAACUACGGAAUGAAGAUAGUGUUGUCGGGUGUGAUGAAAGUGUGCAAAUUUUGGUAAGUUACCUUCUCUCCGAGUACCGUCAUCGUGCUUCUACAAUUUCUAUUUUGGGCGUGAAAGGAGUUGGCAAGACGACCCUUGCAUCCAUGGUAUAUAAAAAUGCCAUGAUAUCUAGUCAUUUCACUUGUCGUGCUUGGGUUACUGUACAACAAGAUUUGGAGCCUAAAGAAGUUUUACAGAGCAUAGGCAAACAAGUGUUGCAGGGAAACGACAAAGGAGACCUGGAGCAGAGUAUACUAUUGGCUUUGAGUAGCAGUGAGCGUUACCUCAUAGUACUGGAUAAUGUGCCAACACCUGAAGUAUGGAGACUACUACAAGAAGUGUUGCCAAUCACAUGUGCUGGUGCAGUUAUCAUUACCACCCAGGUUAGAGAGGUUGCAUUGGAAGCUAGCUUAAGAGGGCUAAUUUAUCAAGUCGAGUUGCUAACUCCAGAAGAGAGCUGGAAGCUGUUUUGUGCUAGACUUGGAGAUGUCCCCCAAGAGUUGAUGCAACUGGGAAGGGACAUAGUAGAAAGUUGCAAGGGCUUGCCACUGACAAUAUCAGAAACUGCAAGUAUACUCUCUAGGGAAGUAAGAACUGCGGAUUGCUGGAGUAAGCUACUGCAAGAGCUUCGAAAAGAAGGUUCUAUCAAGCAUGUAGCUGCGGAUGCGUUGCCAUCUAAUCUGAAGAAAUGCUUGUACUAUUUUCUCCUUUUUGAUGAAAACUAUGAAAUUCCUGCUAGACGAUUGAUUGCACUUUGGCUUGCUGAGGGACUUGUGCACUCGGAAGGGUCCAAUGAUGAGAUUCCUCUAGAAGUUACAGCAAUGAAGUACUUCAUUGAUCUGGAACAGCGAACAGUCAUACAGGUUUUGAAGAAGAAGCCAAACGGUAAUGCUAAGACAUGUCGCCUGCAACACGCUAUCAGAGACAUAUUGCUACCAAAAGCCCAGGCAAGUCAUUUUUUUCAUCACAGCAGAAGUAAUGUGAUUGAUAUACGUAGGCUCUCUCAUCUUCCAGAAAUUAAUGGUGCUACCUCUGCUGUUAGAGCUGCUGGUGGAAACCAACAAAGUAAUUCUUUGGCAACUAGUUACAAGCAUAUGCGUUCAUUUCUAUCCUUUGAUCCACGAGAAGGGCCUGAGCCAGGAGAGCACAUCAGAAACUUUCUUCACAGAAAUGUCAAGAUGGGAGGCUUCAAGAGCUUGAGAAUAAUGGAUCUUGAAGGUGUUUUCCGCCCCAUUGUACCUGAUACUGUGCUAAAAGAACUUAGCCAACUUAAAUAUUUAGGACUAAGGAGGACUUAUUUAUAUGUCCUGCCUACAUCAGUUGGCUGCUUGCACAAACUUCUCACGUUGGACUUGAAGCACACUUGCAUAAGCACUGUUCCACGUUCCAUUUGGAAGUUAAAGGAGUUGAGACACUUGUACCUGAGUCAGGAUUACCGUACAGAAUUACCUUCUCCCUCCAGUGGGACACCGAUCUCGCUAACCGAUCUCCAAACAUUGUGGGGUGGGUAUAUAGAUGAUCAGAGUCUAGUCAAAGAUGGCUUCGAUAGACUGAAGAGCCUCAGAAAACUGGCAUUAACAUGUCAAAUGACAGCUUCCAAACAGAAGGCACUAGAAGAGUGGAUUGUGAAAAUGCCUCACCUUGAAUCCUUGAAAUUGAGGUUGAUUGAUCAAAUGAUCCAACCAUCUAGCAUCUAUCUUGAGCAUCUUUCAGGUCUUACAAAUCUUACUAGCCUUUAUUUAAUCGGAAAGAUAGAAUUUAGUCAAUCUACACAUGCUAGUUUGCUCACCACACUUCCAGAAAGCCUUUUGGAAAUUACCUUGUCUCUGUCCAAGUUAGAACAAGAUCCAAUGCCGGUAUUGGGAAUGCUUCCAAACUUAAGAAUCCUUGCUUUGCUCUCUGAAUCUUAUACUGGAAAGACCAUGAUGUGUCGUUCUCCAAGCUUUCAAAAACUCCAUUUGUUAAAACUCUGGAAACUAAAUGAACUGGAAGACUGGAAUGUGGAUGAAGGAGCUAUGCCGGUAAUUGGAGCAAUUGAGAUUCGGUCCUGUAUGAAAUUAAAAACAUUUCCACAAGAAAUGAAGCAUCUAAUUUACUUUCAGUGAGCAUGAUAGCAUAUGACAACAAACAAUACUGGAGCUAGAAGAUAUUCUCUGCGCUGCUAUAAAGGACUGCUGGAGGUUAUGGUACAUACCACAACAGUUCCUUGAGCCAAGCCCCAAGGUACUGAUUUUUAAGUGAACUAGACAUCACUACUGCUUCAUUCUUUCCAGAAUUUCUCAGGAUAACUGCUGGUUUGGUCUUCCUCAUUUUAUUUUUUUGGUUUGGUUGAGGCCUUGAUCAGCACCUUCUUUUGUGCUUCUCAAUAAUCUUAAACAUCCACUCGAUAUAAAUGUUUCACAAUAAGCUUAA